Parasteatoda tepidariorum (common house spider) is the source of this 1271-nucleotide messenger RNA. The record is from RefSeq and is a predicted model, not a curated record. NCBI's taxonomy places the organism in Eukaryota, Metazoa, Arthropoda, Arachnida, Araneae, Theridiidae.
AUUUCUGAAGCAGGAAAAAGGAUGCUUCGCUUCUCCGAAAUUAUAGGAAAUCCUUUACAGGGAGAACAGAGACUCAAUUCAUCAUUGAGUACUUAAUGUAAAAAAGAAUAUAGUUACUUUUAUUUUCAAUGAAAUUAUUUGUUACUUUAAUUGUUUCAGAAGUAGUAGUUGGUGUAUUUUCAGGAAGAGCUUUACUUUGGAACAGUGGUUCGGAAAAAAGGCAUGAUCAAGGUGAAAUGCAGCUGUGCAAAAGAGACACCACGUGCUUAGCUUGGUAUAGAUGCCCGCCAUCAAGAUUGCCUAGAGAACAAUUUCAUUUAUCCUGUUUUUAUGAAGGUUAUUCUAAAUGGGAUAUGGGUGUCUGCUGUGUUAAUCCGAGAAAAGGUCCAAACACGAAAAUAGAUAUCUCUCCAAAUACAACACCUUCAACGACAACUUCAACUAUGGUGAUACCAAUCAAACUAAUACAAGAGUGUGGGAAAUCUUAUGCAACUCCAGGGUCAAAAGAAAGACCAGGAAAUUGGCCUUGGAUGGUUGCAAUCAGAAAAGCUCAAAGAAAUGGAACUGAAAUUUAUUGGUGCAACGGUUUUCUAAUCGACGACAGUCACAUUCUCACUGCAGCUCACUGUUUUCACGAUAGAAACGUGACGCUUUAUUCUCUGAGAAUUGGAAGUAAUGAUCAAAGGCUGGGAGACGUUUAUCAUAUGAAGAGAUUACUGACGCCGGAAAGUUACCAACUAAAUCGUUUUUACAGUGACAUAGCUUUAGUUACUUUGGAUAGACCAGUCACUACAAAGAAUGUCAUGCCCAUAUGUCUACCAUUUUCUAUUUUCAAGAAUUUUACAAGUCCAAAGGCAACUAUUGCUGGUUGGGCCAUGGAAAGUCCAAGUACUUCAUCAUCAAAUUAUCUUCGGGAGCAGCAUGGAUUACCCAUCAUUUCCAACAAGCUAUGUAAUUCAAUCUACAAAAAGAGAAUAGCAGCUCCUUUCGACAAAAAUUUUCCGUUAGGAAUUACUCCUGAUUUCAUCUGUGCAGGUUCACCCGAUGGAGGAAAAAGAAAUUGUGGAGCUGCAUCAGGUGGACCAUUGAUGAUUUAUAAAGGCAGUCGAUGGUAUGCUAUAGGGAUAUUAAUAUUCGGCGUUGAAAGAUGUGACAAAUUUCCCAAAGGAUACACAAGAAUAUCCUCAUAUAAAGAUUUUAUACAAAAUAAUUUAAGAGAGCAUAAUUCCAAUUACUUUCAAUACUAAAACAAAUAAAAUUGUUGAAAUUAC